Ricinus communis (castor bean) is the source of this 1089-nucleotide messenger RNA. RefSeq names its product zinc finger BED domain-containing protein RICESLEEPER 1-like. Gene Ontology annotation, molecular function: protein dimerization activity; DNA binding. NCBI's taxonomy places the organism in Eukaryota, Viridiplantae, Streptophyta, Magnoliopsida, Malpighiales, Euphorbiaceae. The coding region runs from base 1 to 1089 and encodes 362 amino acids. The transcript has 3 exons. The record is from RefSeq and is a predicted model, not a curated record.
AUGGAGUUAGCCAACUAUCCAACACUAAGAAGAGGAAAACAAGCGAUUCUACUUGAGCAAAUGAUAGAAUUGUGGUUAGCUUCAAUUCCACCUCCAUCGGAAAAUAAUGCUUCAUCUCACAACUUGAGUUGCCACUCUGCUGCUCAAGUAAACAUCCGUGUCCACCACCAACAGAAAAAGAAAAAAACAUUGUUGACACUAAUGAAGGCUUUUGAUAUGUUGGAGGACAUAGACUCCAAAUUUCUGGCUGAUUUUGGUGAUGAUUUACCUAGUGAAGUAGAUUGGACUAAAGCUAAGGUGCUAAUAAAGUUUCUUAAGAAAUUCUACGAUGCUACUUGCAAGCUAUCUGGUGCAUUGUACUCUACUUCAAAUCUUUAUUUUCUGGAGGUCAUAAAGAUUUUAAAAGAACUAGAUGCUUCUAAAAUUAUCAAGGAUAGUGAGCUAAGUCAAAUGACCAUUGAAAUGCGAGCUGAAUUUGACAAAUAUUGGGGUUCUUUAGAUAAAAUGAAUGUUAUGUUAUUUGUGGCUGUUGUCUUGGAUCCUAGGUGCAAAUUAAAGUACUUGAAAGCUAAGUAUACCAUUUAUUAUGGUGAAGAUGAGGCAAAAAAUUUAGAAAAAAGGGUGAAGAUAGCUUUAGAGUUGAUGGUGGAUGAAUACAAGAUAAUUGAGGAUCAAUUACAUAUGGGUGAGGUUGUAGGAAGCUCAGAGAAAUCUGCAUAUGAUAGUGGGCCAAGUGAUAUGGAAACAGAAGAAGAGAUUGAUGAGUUCUUUUUAGAGGAAGAAGCGCAACAGAAUCUGUCUAAGAUAUCUGAGUUAGAUAGAUACUUCGAAGAAUUUGCAGAAAAAUUCACCAUUGAUUUCGAUAUCUUAACAUGGUGGAAGGUGAAUUCAGUAAGGUAUCCUAUCUUGUCCAAGGUUGCACGCGAUGUAUUGGCUAUCCAAGCUUCAACAGUAGCCUCUGAAUCUGCAUUUAGUACUGGAGGACGAACUCUAGAUCAAUAUAGAAGUUCUUUACUUCCUACAACAGCGGAGAACAGACUUCUUCAGCUACCAUUAUUUCAGUACGGUGAACGGACGGUACGACAGUGA